CAGUACAGGAGGAGUGGGAAGAAGAACAUGGGUAUAAACUGUGCCAGUCAGUAUUAAGAGAAAGAAGAUCAGGGGAGAAUAUUGGGAAGAACUGAGGUACACACAGCACAAGGGGCAGUUCUGUAGGAUGAGGAUAUGGGGAGCAGUAUCAAGGCUGUACAGUAGAAAGAGAAAUUUGGAAUAGGGGGGUGUGCUGAGGCUACAGUGUAGUAAGGGGGGACUAGAUUACAGUGGAUAGGAAAACAAAGAGAGGCACAAAUUGGGGCAGUGAUUUAUACUGGGGCAAUACAUCAGAUAGAUGCAGGGAGGUAUUUUGGGGUAGUACAAAACAGGUGGGAUGUAGAUUGUGACUGGACAAUGGGAGGGACAGAAGUGCAUCUGGGGAGCAGAGUAAGGAGAGGGGGCACAGGUACAGCACUUUAGAGUAAGGAGAGGGGACACAGGUACAGCACUUUAGAGUAAGGAGAGGGGACACAGGUACAGCACUUUAGAGUAAGGAGAGGGGACAUUACUUGUAGGUGGGGCACGUGGGCCAGAGGGCGGAGAUAGGGGCAGUAAGAGUGGGAGGGGCGGGGGAGUAUGAUACAAUGGGGAAGGGACAAACAGCAGUUAGAGCUGGGGCAGGACACUACUAGGGGAGGUACGAGUCAGACAAUACAGUAUUACUGAGUUAAUAUCGAGGAGGAGGAGGAACUUGUGGGGCAGAAAAUUGAAAAUGAACAUAAAAAUGGGCGGGACGAGUCUCUAUAAGGCAGGACAGGGGCCAGUACUUCACUCAUUAGGGCAGUACAGUAGGGGGAGGGGCAGUACGGUAGGGGGAGGGACUCGGAGGGCAGAGGCCGUUCCAUUGACGGGAGAGGGGUGUAGAAGCCACAAGGAGCCGGAGUGCAGGGGCGGCCCGGGGAGGAGCCAUGAGUUCUGGCAGCAUUUGGAUGACUUGUUUCCUUUGCUCAUAUUAGAUGGUCGCAGACAUAACGGGUCCUGCUCCGAGACCCCAUCUUUACGGCCGGCCCGGGUGCCUCACCUCCCGCUCCAGAUUCCCCGUCCCGGCUCGGAGCUGAUCAUGGCGCUGCCGGCCCGAGCCCUCUAUGACUUUCGAGCGGAGAACCCGGGGGAGGUGUCGCUGCGGGAGUCCGAGGUGCUGAGUCUGUGCAGCGAGCAGGACAUAGACGGCUGGCUGGAAGGGGUGAACAGCCGGGGGGAGCGCGGACUCUUUCCUGCCUCUUACGUGGAAGUUCUCUGUGGGGAACCCUCCGGCCCGCCGCCGCCUCCCCCUCCGGCGCUGGGAGAUUCUCGUUACGCCAAUUUGCCCACGGGAGGCUACGAACCGGCCCAGCCCUUCCAGAGCGUCGCUGCCCCGCACUUGGGCCUCGCCUUCCAGCCCCGGGCGCCCUCCCUCGGUUACCAGACCAGCCAACCCAGCGACGAUGACUGGGACGACGAAUGGGACGACAGUAGCUCCACUGCGGCCGAUGAACCGGCGGGUCAGCCCGCUGGCAGUUAUUCCGCCGGUUACCAUGACUACGAGAACUCCGGCAGCAGCAGAUUCCGCUUAUCCACCCGCUCCGACCUGCCGCCCGGCCCUUACUCCACCUCCGCCUCCAUCGCCUCCUCACAAGCCGCGGGCAAAGGCUCCGCUACGGUCGGCCGCAACCUCAACCGCUUCUCGGCCUUCGUGAAGAGCGGCGGGGAGGCUUUCGUGCUGGGGGAGGCGGCGGGGUUCGUGCGUGACGGGGACAAACUGUGUCUGGUGCAGGGGCCCGACGGGCCGGAGUGGCAGGAGAAUCCCUACCCGUUCCGCUGUAACAUAGACGAGCCCACCAAGCAGACCAAGUUCAAGGGGAUGAAGAGUUACAUCUCGUACCGACUCCUCCCCAGUCACACGGGCCUGCAGGUUCACCGCCGCUACAAACACUUCGACUGGCUCUACGCGCGCCUCCUCUACAAGUUCCCCGUUAUCUCGGUGCCGCGCAUCCCGGAGAAACAGGCCACGGGGAGGUUCGAGGAGGAUUUUAUCUCCAAGCGCAGGAAGGGGCUGGUGUGGUGGAUGGAUCACAUGUGCAGUCACCCGGUGCUGGCGCGAUGCGACGCCUUCCAGCACUUCCUCACCUGCACCGACGACAAGGCCUGGAAACAGGGGAAGAGAAAGUGCGAGCGGGACGACAUGGUGGGGGCCAACUUCUUCCUCACCCUCAGCCUCUCCCCGGGCUCCCCUGUCCUCGACCCGCACGAUGUGGACGGCCGGCUGGACGGAUUCAAAGCGUUCACUAAGCGCAUGGAUGAGGGGGUCCUGCUGCUCAGUCAGACCGCGGGCGAGUUCGCGCGCAAACAGGCGUCCGGCUUCAAGAAGGAGUAUCAGAAGGUGGGACUGGCUGUGAAGGGACUGGGACAGGCCUUUGAGAUCGAUCAGAUGGCUUUCUCCGCCGGAUUCAACCGGGCAAUGGCUUUUACCGGGGAAGCCUAUGAGGCUAUUGGGGAGAUGUUCGCCGAGCAGCCCCGGCAGGACUUGGACCCCAUCAUGGACUUGUUGUCUGUAUAUCAGGGACACCUCGCCAACUUCCCCGACAUCAUCCACAUGCAGAGAGAUUGAAAUUGGCAAAUUCAUACACAUAAAUGUGCAAAAGUGGAGCCUGCAUAAGAAACAAGGUGAUUAGACUGCACAUAGAUCCAAUAGUUUGUGAAACAUUCAGUCCCCACACCAAGAAGUAUGAAGUCCACGUGUCGUUGCUGUGACCGUUUAAUUGGCGCCUCACUGCUGAUGGCUCAAAUAAGACAAAUUCGAAGGUUACAUUAGGAAGUCAUGAGUCGCUUCCAUGAACACAUAUGAAAUUUGCUUUUCAAAGAACAUUUUCUUCCCUCAAGUAACUGCUAAUAAAACAAAGAAUUCUUUAAAUUCUAUGAA
Molecule: messenger RNA, 2902 nt
Organism: Xenopus laevis (African clawed frog)
Lineage: Eukaryota; Metazoa; Chordata; Amphibia; Anura; Pipidae
Gene: snx18.L
Product: sorting nexin 18 L homeolog
Exons: 2
Coding region: 716-2590 (624 amino acids)
Biological process (GO): endocytosis; endosomal transport; plasma membrane tubulation
Cellular component (GO): cytosol; cytoplasmic vesicle membrane; plasma membrane
Molecular function (GO): phosphatidylinositol binding
Source: RefSeq, a predicted model, not a curated record